AUGGCAAAGGUGGCAUACUGUCGGCAACAGCUUUGGAAGAGGUAUCAGCCGCAUCUUGCAGAAAAGCUAAGAAGAAGGCAACGUCAAGGACUACUGCGGGGUCCAGGCUCAGCUGGUGGCUACGCGCCUACUUUUUCGUCAAUAAAUUUUGCUGAUCCAGAUGCUGUUUCGCGAAGCGCUGCAGCAUUCAGUACUCGUAAGAGGUUGAUGAAAAAUAGUGAAGUUACGGAAACGAUGAAUGGGCACGAUAUGUCGUCUGAUUCUGACUUCAUGGAGGCAAAACUGCAGGAAAGUAGCCAGGAUGAUAUGAGUAUUUCUGUGGGAUCAGACAUCGGAACUGUUAACCAACCAAGUGGGAUCUUCAUUGGUGAUAACAGGUCUGAACCCUUGCUGCCGGAACUGGUAUUGCCAGAUGGCAUGGAUCCAGAUGAUGAUUGGAGGGCGAUGACCGAAGAAGAAGAAUCGCUGGUGCAGGAAGAGCAAAGUUUGAAAAAAGAAAUUGAAGAGGAAGAAAGCAUUUGUAUCGAUGACGAACUGGAAAGACAGGUAGCUGCUGAGGCAGCCGCGUUAGAACAGCAGGAAGUUGACGAAGCAGAAAAGGUUGCUAAAGAAAAGGAACUCUUUGCAACGGUAAGCUGGGGUGAUAUUGUGGAACAGGAAUUAGCUUCGUAUCGUAAACAGCGGGAAUUUGCCGAGAAACAAGAAAGGCUCCUCUCUUCACCGAGUAAAAAAAGGUAA
Molecule: messenger RNA, 738 nt
Organism: Gongylonema pulchrum
Lineage: Eukaryota; Metazoa; Nematoda; Chromadorea; Rhabditida; Gongylonematidae
Source: the annotation of a GenBank genome assembly